Molecule: messenger RNA, 366 nt
Organism: Sinocyclocheilus anshuiensis
Lineage: Eukaryota; Metazoa; Chordata; Actinopteri; Cypriniformes; Cyprinidae
Product: pleckstrin homology domain-containing family A member 7-like
Exons: 3
Coding region: 66-314 (82 amino acids)
Source: RefSeq, a predicted model, not a curated record
GUAUUGUGGGAUUCCUCUGUUGUCAGCUGUGUACGCCACAGAAGGUAUCCAUCCCAGAGAGACUCAUGGAUGUGGAGUUAGAUGAAGACCUGAGUCCAGAAGAGAAGGAGACUCGUUCUCGCACCGUAGCAAAGAUAAAAAGCCUACUGUCUAAGUCGAGUGUGAAGUCUAUGGAUGCCGAGCAGACAGAUUUCAGUGAGCUGGAUGAAGAGCUGCAGCAGCAGGAGAGGAUCAUGAGCGUUCAUCGAGCUCUCGCCACAGAGGCCUCCAUAAAGAGGAAGCAGAUCACCGCCAAAGCCAUGUCUGAGUGCUAAAACGUGUUGAGAAGCUUUCUUGGGAACCAAAGAUCAAUUGUUUUGUGUGUGU